AUGGAGGACCUUGAGCCCUUGAGCCUGAAGGCUCGUGAGCCACAAACUGACGAAAAUUGUGAUGCAUUGUUUUUGAGUGAUUCACUUGAUUUUCUGCAUCUUGGAAAUGAAGAAUGCAUUAUUAUUGAAGACCAUACUGUCAAUUGGCUGUCUACUUCGGCACUUAGUGUCCAUUUCAUGGAUUGUGAUAGUCAGGAACACGACAACAACAAUAACACAGACAAUGUUACUGAUCUUGAAAUUUUUGAACCUCCACAGGAUACUGGUGUUGAAACAAGUUUAAACAACGGAAAUAAUGCAGUUGAUUCUCAGAAAAAGAGAGCAGUACCUAAAAAAUCAAGGCAAUGGAAGAAGUGUUCUGCUGUGGGAUGUACUGAUCCAGCAGAUAGCUUUAGGACAUUUCCAGCUUGCAUAGUUAAUGGGAACUUGCAUGAAGAGAAUUUGGAAAAAUGCAAAAAGUGGGUCCAAAAUUCAGGUAAUCCUGAUUUGUUAUCAAUUGUUAGGUUUCUCUACAAAAAGAGAUUUCUCUGUAUCAAGCAUUUUGACGACAAUCAAUUUAUAAACAAACUCAAAUCUACUUUAAAACCUGAUGCUAUCCCAACACUUUUUGAUUGUGAUCCACUGCCAGAUCACCAACUAACUUUAGCAUUUUCAUUUGCAGAACAAAUUUUUGAUGAUCAAGUGGAUGUUCAAGAAAAUAAUCAAGACAACAACCAUGAUGUUCCCUUUAAAGUAGACAAUUUUCAAAAACAAUUUGAAGACCACAUGAAUGGAUUAGAAUGGCGUGAAUGCAAGAACUGCAAAGAACGUUUUUAUGUUUCCAAAAAGUCUUCAACAAAGUGCAUUCAUGGAAGAGCAAACUGUCUGAAUUGUACAGAUGAUAAUAACAUGGAUCCUGGUCCUGUCCCUGAAGAAUUAUCCAAUUUAUCAUAUAUAGAAGAGCAACUCAUUGCGCUCAUUGCACCCAUUGUCAGAACAAGAAAUGAUCUAAAACCAGUUGACUUCAAUGUACGUGCAGAUAAAGUGAGAUCCGCAUUACUUUGGUUAAAAGCUAAUAAUGAGUAUUACUAUGAUAUUGACAUUUCUGAUGACAAUUUAAGUGACUUACCCCAAGAUGGUAAUGUCUAUGAUCAAGUGCAAACUAUUGAAAUUAAUGAUGAAGAAAAUGAUGGAGCAGCAAUGGAAAAUGACAUGGACAACAACAUUAACAGUGAUUGUUCAGAUGAAAGCAGUACAGAUGAGGAAGCAGAUGACAUUGAUGAUGAAGAAACUGAUAGCGCUUUAAAAGUUGUAGAAUCUACUGUACCCAUGAUAGGAAUGCCGUCUGAAAAUGCAAAGAAAGAAGAAUGGCCCAUCAUUGAAAAAGAAGCAAUUAAUGAAUUUUCUUCUGAAGGCUAUAUUGUUAAAGCUUUCCCUUGUCUUUUUCCCUAUGGAAAAGCUGACUUGAGGACGCCGAGAGAAUCAAAGGUACAGCCUCCAAAUUAUUUUAAACAUUUACUCAGAUAUCAUGAUCAGAGAUUUGCUCGGCAUCCUCGCUUCAGAUAUUUUGCAUUGAAUUCAUACAUGCGUUGGACUGCCCUUAAAGAAGGCAACAUGUUUGUUGACAUCAAUUCUGAAUUUAAAGACAUGACUAUAGCAGAGCUAAAGGAAGAAAUACAAAAAAAAAAAACAAAUGUUAUCAAAAAAAUUAUGUUCCAAUCCUCAAACAUUCGAGGGACAAAAUUUUAUUGGUAUGCACGGGGCAAAGAACUGAUAGCAAUGGUUGAACAAUUAAGUUUGCCUACUCUAUUCUUCACGCUCUCUGCAGCUGAUUUCCACUGGCCUGAUCUGUACAAGCUCCUUUCACCGGAUGAAGACCCUCAGACGAUAAAUGAAGCUCGUAGAAGACAAUUAAUAGCGGAAAAUCCAAUGACUGUUAACUACUUCUUUUAUGAAAGAUCGAAAUCAUUCAUUGAUUUGGUUCUUAAACCAAAGUUCAACAUCAAUGAUUACUGGUUUCGAGUAGAAUAUCAGCAUAGGGGCUCACCACACGUUAACGGCCUUUUAUGGACCCAAGAUGCUCCAGACAUCACAAAGCUGAGCUCAGCCAAUGAAGAAGAAAGAAAACAAGUCGCUGAAUACUUUCAUAAAUUGAUCAGUACCUUCCAUCCUAACAUAAAUGAACCACCAGCUCCUAUUCAUCCAUGUCGCCUGAAACCAUCUGAUGUCCAAAAUGAGAAACAAGAUUUAGCACAGCUCUUGAAUAAAGUGCAACAGCAUACAAAAUGCAACGAUGGAUAUUGUCUUAGAAUUAACAAGAAAACCAAGAGAAAAAGCUGUCGCUUUGACUUUCCUAAACAAUUGCAGGCAAAUACCACAAUUGUGGUUUGCCCAGAAACAAGAAAGGUUGAGUUAAUCACUGCAAGAAAUGAUCCACGCCUAAACAACUACAAUCCAUAUAUUAUACAAACAUGGAAGGCAAAUAUUGAUGUCUCAGCCGUUUUGUCCAAACAAGCAUUGAUAAAUUACUUGGCAAAGUAUAUUUCAAAACCGGAGAGAGAAUCAAAAUCCAUGGCUGAUGUGUUGAUAGGACUUCUUCAUAGUACUGAAGAAGAUGAGCAAGUGAAAUCAGUCCUUCAAAGACUUUACAUUCAGUCCUGUGCUGAAAGAGAUUUUUCAGCCCAGGAGACAUGUCAUCUUCUCAUGGGUCUUAAAAAAUAUGUUCAAGUUUCUCAAUUUCAGCAAAGAAAAACUACACAUUCCAUUCAAAGGUAUUGUGAAAGGGAAGAAGCUCAUGAAGAUAGAUGUCUAUGGUUCAUGAUGAAGAAUUAUAACUUAUCUACAGGCAAAAAGUACAAAAAAGAAGCUAUUGUUCAAGUGUAUCCAAUUUUGAAGUUACAUGCAACUGAUAAUGAAAAGAAUGAAGACUAUUAUAGGCAACAGGUCCUUCUCCACGUGCCUUGGAGGAAUGAAGAACAGUUUAAUGAAGAUGGCAAUUAUUCCUGGAAAGACAUUUUUGACCAGCACAAGGAAACAAUAUCUACAAACAAACAGCAACAAUUUGAUUUGUCUCAUAUGACUCCUGAAGAUUCUGAAUUCAUUGAAGAAGCUGCUUAUGAAGAUGAUUUUUGUUCUUCCGAAGAAUGGAUGUGUUUGUCCAAAAUGGGGCCUAAUCAGAAUGUAACAGAAGAUGAGUUAGGGAGAAGAGAAAUUGAUUUGAACCACAACUGGCAUGACUCUUUGCACUUAUAUGAUAAAUAUGGUGGUUUACCAGCAUUGCGUAGUUUCAUAAAGAACGCAAAGGAAACAGACAAAACACCACCAUGUGAAGUCCCCUACCCUGAUGAUCCACAAGUCACAGCAGACUUCCUUUUACCAAAGAGAAUAAUUAUUCAGGGUAAAGCAGGUACUGGCAAAAGCUUAGUGAUCCAAGCUAUGAAACACAAGAUUGUGCAAGCUUUCGGUCAUGAAGGGUUUCUUUUAGUGACACCAACUGGCGUCAGUGCAAAAGGUGUUGGCGGAAGCACAAUCCAUUCAGCUCUUCACAUAAACCUGAAGCAGAAAGAGUAUUUACCACUCAAAGGUCCAGCAGCUCACGCAAUGGAAGAAAAACUAAGCAAGGCUCAUUUCCUAAUUAUUGACGAGUUCAGCAUGAUUGGAUGCCAAUUAAUGGAUAUGGUAGAAGAGAGAAUAAGUCAAGGUAAAGGUGAUGAUUCUGCUGACUUUGGAAAUCUCUUUGUAUACAUCUUGGGUGAUGCCAGACAACUUCCUCCAAUUGGAGAUUCACCAGUCUAUUCAGACAAUGUUUCAUCACCUGAACGCCUAAGAGGCAAAUUAAUUUACGACAAUUUUGAAGGAGCAGUUGUACUAAAUCAGCAUGAAAAGGACUUCUUCAAAGAUGCCAUUCACCUGUUCCCAACUAGGCUAGAAGUUUUAAAACACAACAAAGACAAACUUAUGGGUAUGAAAACUAGUAAUGGACAGCCAAAACCUAUAGCAAGAAUACCAGCAAUUCAUAUUUGCAAUGCAGCUUCCCGUGGGACAAGAGAUGACGCAGAAGGUCUAUUUCCUGUUCUUCACUUAGCAGAAGAGGCCAGUAUUAUGUUAAAAAGCAAUUUAUGGACAGAAAAGGGCCUAGUGAAUGGUGCAAUGGGUCAUAUAGUCGAUAUAUUGUACAGGGAAGAUGCUGAUCCACAGACAGACCCACCUGAUGUCUUAGUAUGCAAGUUUCAGUCUUAUAAUGGACCAUACCUGGAUGAUGACCUUAAAACAGUCCCAAUUAUACCUAUGACAAAAUCUUGGACAAGCAAAAAUGGUGAAACUUGUAGCAGAACACAGUUUCCAAUAACAUUAUCUUUUGCCUGUUCUAUCCACCAGUCCCAAGGUUUAACUUUAGAAAAGGCCUACAUUGACAUAGGAUUAAAAGAAAUGUCACCAGGUAUAACGUAUGUUGCUCUAUCAAGAGUUAAGUCGUUGUCUGGCAUCAUCCUAAAAGGAUUCCCUGCAAAAAGAAUAGAGCUCCUGAACACCAAACAUUCCAUAAGAAAAAGAAAUGAAUGGAUCUCAGAGCUAGAAAGAUUCAACAUUACCAAAGCCUUUUAA
Molecule: messenger RNA, 4581 nt
Organism: Frankliniella occidentalis (western flower thrips)
Lineage: Eukaryota; Metazoa; Arthropoda; Insecta; Thysanoptera; Thripidae
Exons: 15
Coding region: 1-4581 (1526 amino acids)
Biological process (GO): telomere maintenance; DNA repair
Molecular function (GO): DNA helicase activity
Source: RefSeq, a predicted model, not a curated record